Dothidotthia symphoricarpi CBS 119687 is the source of this 1980-nucleotide messenger RNA. RefSeq names its product glycoside hydrolase family 13 protein. The record is from RefSeq and is a predicted model, not a curated record. Bases 112 to 1908 code for a protein of 598 amino acids. Gene Ontology annotation, biological process: oligosaccharide catabolic process. Gene Ontology annotation, molecular function: alpha-amylase activity. The transcript has 3 exons. NCBI's taxonomy places the organism in Eukaryota, Fungi, Ascomycota, Dothideomycetes, Pleosporales, Dothidotthiaceae.
CGCACUCGACUUGGCAGAGAAGGAUGAUGACGUUCCUCAACCACUCGCGGGGCAUAUAACAAAGUAAUUCUCAGAAAUCACAUCAUCACAAAGACAAUUGCAAUCACAAAAAUGGCAACCAGCAAAAAAGAUUUGUACGUCGGAACCGACAAGCACCGUUGGUGGAAGGAGGCAGUGGUGUACCAGGUUUACCCAGCAUCUUUCCUCGAUACCAACGGGGAUGGAUGGGGAGAUGUUCCUGGUAUCACGCAAAAGCUUGAUUACCUGAAAGAUUUGGGAGUCGAUGUGAUCUGGAUAUCGCCCAUUUACAAAAGCCCGCAGGCAGAUAUGGGCUACGACAUUGCAGAUUACGAAGAUAUUGAUCCAAGCUAUGGAACCCUAGAAGAUGUGGACAAUCUUAUCAAAGAGAUCAAGAAGCGUGGCAUGAAGCUGGUCAUGGACCUUGUUGUCAACCACACUUCGGAGGAGCACGCCUGGUUCCUGGACUCACGAUCCUCAAAAGAAUCAUCCAAACGAGAUUGGUACAUCUGGAAACCGGCGAAAUAUGACGCUGAUGGCAAUCGUCAACCUCCCAACAACUGGGCCCAAAUUCUAGGCGAAGCUAACUCAGCCUGGACUUGGGAUGAAAAGACGCAGGAAUACUACUUCUCACUUUUCACGCCUGAGCAGCCUGAUUUGAACUGGGAGAACACUGCAGUCCAAAAUGCUGUUCAUGAUGUUCUACGCUUUUGGCUUGAUCGUGGUGUUUCCGGUUUCCGCAUGGAUGUCAUCAAUUUGAUCUCCAAAGUCCAAACGUUCGCGGAUGCAGAAAUUAUAGUGAAAGACAACAAGUACCAACCUGGCGACAAAUUCUACGCCAACGGCCCACGACUGCACGAGUUUCUCAAAGAGAUCAACCGCAAGGUAUUGUCAAAGUAUGACACGCUGACAGUCGGAGAAAUGCCGUUUGUCCGCGACGAGGACGAGAUUAUCCAGGUCGUUGGAGCACAAAAUGAGGAGCUCAACAUGAUUUUCUCCUUUGAUCUAGUGGACAUCGACAACGUUCCAGGAGACUUCAAGUACACUCUCCAUCCAUGGGAUGCAAGGGAUCUGAAAAGGGUUGUGAGCAGGCUCCAGCGCCUGAUGCUCGAGCGCGAUGGCUGGAACUCACUCUUCGUGGAGAACCAUGACCAGCCACGGAGUGUUAGCAGGUACACAGACGACAGCGACGAGUGGCGUGAAUAUGGCGCCAAACUUCUUUCACUCAUGCAGACUACUCUCGCCGGUACUUUGUACGUGUACCAAGGCGAAGAAAUUGGUAUGAGGAAUGUGCCUGAGAGCUGGGGUCCGGAGGAGUACAAGGACAUCGAGAGCAUCAAUUUUCUCAAGAAAUACCGCGAUCUUUACCCCGGUGAUGAGGAAAAACAAGCUCUAGCUCGGAAGAUCAUGCAACGCAAAUCCCGCGACAACGCUCGUACCCCAGUGCAAUGGACAUCCGAUGCCCACGGGGGGUUCACCUCACCUUCUUCCAAGCCCUGGAUGCGCGUAAAUGACGACUACAAAUCCAUCAACGCCGCCGCCCAACUCGCAGAUCCCAACCCCUCUCCCGGCACACUCUCCGUGCAUGCGUUCUGGAAACGAGCGCUUGCAAACCGCAAACAAAACAAAGACGUUUUCGUAUACGGCGAUUUCGAAGUGCUGGACCCCGAAGACAAGAAGGUUGUUGCGUAUAGGAGGUGGAGUGAGAAGAGUUCAUUCAUUACAGUGUUGAACUUGAGCGGCGAAAAGGUAGCGUGGGAGAAGCUGGGUGAUCUGAAAGUGAAGAAAUGGGUUGCUGGGAACUAUGAUGAGAGGGAGCUAGAACAACGGGCGUUGGGUGGCAAGGUGGAAUUGAGACCCUGGGAGGGUGUGUUGGGGAUGCUCGAAUGAAGUCAGGGACAAAGAAGUAACUUCGAUUGCUGUUCUUCGAAUGGAAGGACUAUCGUAGCAGCAAUGACGAUU